Molecule: messenger RNA, 5289 nt
Organism: Fulvia fulva
Lineage: Eukaryota; Fungi; Ascomycota; Dothideomycetes; Mycosphaerellales; Mycosphaerellaceae
Exons: 3
Coding region: 1-5289 (1762 amino acids)
Source: RefSeq, a predicted model, not a curated record
AUGGGUGUUGCAACUCGUCCACAUCCGCCACCGCUGCCUGCUCCCACCGAGACCGACGAAGGCUCUUCCGGCGUCGAGACCGAGGUCGCUACCAACGUCACCAACAGGACUUCCUACUCGAUCCCCGAGGACGGCAGUCCAAUCACAAUAUCCACCCAGAAGGCGAGCAAGGACGGCAGUGGCCGACAUUCACAAGACAAGAGCCAGACGAGCUUGUUGAUUGAGUACUUCGAGGCGUCCAAGACUGGUGACAAGAGUCGGAACCGGCCAAGUGUGCGAGUCAAGGUCACACCGAGCGCAAAGAAGGGAAGCAGAGGAGGAUCCGGGCAUGACGCAAUCCAGAUCACUGGCAUAGGCGCUGAUCGAAAGCCCUCAUACACUCGGCGAAUCUCACUGGGCAAUAGCAGCAAAAACGUCGAGACCGGACUGGCGACCACAGAAGCCACCGAAGUCAGCCAUUCAUCGGAGAGCAACGUUUCUGCCAGGUCCCCAGUGGAGAUUGAGGUUCUGAACGGAAGUGACGUCUCGCAGAAGAGGUCUUCGCGCGGCCUCAUGUAUGCACCGGUCGAGUCAAACGUGUCCUCGAUGCCGCCCGAGAGCAUUCUGGAAACCGACCGGCCCAUUGAGGUCGAUCGUAGCCGCAUGACACACCACGAUGACGACGACACGACACCAACAGAAUACCUGAAAGCUCCGCAACGGAAUGGCAGCCGGAGUCGAAGUGCCAGUAGGGAACGACUUACCCAGAAAGUCAUGGAGAAGCUUGGCGCCUCACCGACAGCGACGAAACCUCGCAAGUCGAGUCGGUCGAGUCGAGAGCGUGGCACAGAUUAUCAGUACGAAAGUGAAUCCCGUGAACGACGCCGACAUUCAUCGAAGUCCCAACGCGGAGAGGACGAUGCAAUCAGCGGUGCCGAAUCAAGUCUGCUUUCGUCCAAUCCAGCAGCCAGUGUCAGCUCAUUCCGAUCUCGCAGCUCACAGGCUUCGCGCAUGACAAACAACCCGAAAUUGCUGGAAAUGGUCGAGGACACCAUCAAACGCAUGAUCCUGCCAGAGAUCAACGCCAUCAAGGACGAGCAGAAGGAGCAGAAGGUUGAUCGCAAGCUGCGCAAAUACUCCGACCACAGUGAGCGCGAGUCCCUGGGGCGCCAGGUGAGCAAGUCUUCCAGCUCACCCAACAUUGCAUCCAAGCCGAAAGUCGUACUGAACCGCGAUGGGGACAAUCCUGGAACAGUUCUAUCCCGUGGCGAUUCGGAGAGGGUCAAGCAUCGCAAGACAAGUCGCGAAGAGCGACCGUCGAGUCGCAAGUCGUCAGGUCGACACUCACGAGAGGGUAGCCAUGACGAUACCGAAGAGAGGAUUAGUCACAAGUCCAGUAGAAGCAGCAAUAACGGCUUACGUGGAGCAGCGGCUGCAGGCCUGGCUGGUGGCAUUCUAACAACAGCAGCGCUCAAACAUCACGACUCGGAAGGCGACAUACACCAUAGAAAAAAGAGACACAGCAAGUCCAGGAGCAGUCGUAGCAGAUCCGCCAGCAUCACAGAUACUAUGGACGACACGUAUCUGAAGGGUCCAAUACCUCUCAUGCCAAUGGCAAGCGCCAUCAACGAGUCUGAGGUCACUCGCGAGAGCAUUUUGUCGCAAGCCACAGACAGACCGCAGUCGUAUUUCCCCGGCAGUAUGACACCUGUCCACGAAGUGUCUCGUGGUUCUGUUGGCGAUUCUCUGUCUCCAGCAUCCUCGCGCACACCCACUCGGAACUCGCACAGUCGUGGACUCGGCAUGAGCCUCGCAAAUCAAUCGAUCGACAGCCCACGAAGCCCCAAGAGUCCAACAGUUGGAAUGUCCAACAAGGCACGCAUGGCAGCACUCACUGCCGCAGGACUCGGCGGAGCUGCGGCGCUGGCUAAAUACGAAGACAACCAUGUGGAUGCAGAUGGGUAUGGGGAGAACACUCUUCAACGGAAGAUUAGUAGUCCCGUGCAAAGUGUUUCCAGCUUGCGCCAAAACUUCGAGGAUGAUCCGCUCAUCCCUCAAGGUCUACGUCCACGAAGCGCAGCAUCGCGCUCGUCCGCUGGUCGACUGCAGAGCACUGGCAACUCUCGGGCUUCUUUGCGAUCAACGGACUCUCCUCCAUCGACGAAGCAGUUGGCAGAAUCUCGCAAACACUCGCAAAAAGUGGGAGUUGAUGAGUUCGAGACACCACUUGAGCGACCAGAUCCUGCCUUCACUCGUGAGCGCUCGGGUACACCCAAUGGCGAGACUGCUGAGGAGUGGUUUGAGCGCCAACAUCUCGUCAAUGACCAAUACCGGGAUUCGAUGAGUGAAGCGGCAAAUCGCGACUCAUACCAGACCAAUCCAUAUCCCCAGGAUGAGAAGCGACUCACAAUGAGUACCGAUGAAAGUUACGGCGAUGAGAUUGGUGGCGACAAGGAUGUGCACCCGCUAGGUCUCAAUCCCAACUACGUACAUACGCCAGUCGCCGUCGAGUCGGCCGUGGCUUCGUUGAUGGAGCCAUCUACCGUCAGCAGUCACGUCGUAUCAUCGAAUGGCAGUGCGUCGAAGUCAAAUGGUACCUACAGUGAUCGCAUGGCAGAGCAACUGCGUAACAGCAAGGGCAGAGAGCCACCUCCAAUGUACGAAGGCUCGACCUUGAGCCAAAGCAUGCCCAGUCAGGACCGGUGGGCAGCGAUCAAGGGCCAUGCUCGCAACAUGUCUGGAUCUGUCGACAAUGUCAACGAACUCAAGACGAACAGUCCUCGCCAGCAAAAGUCUGUCGAGAACAAGCCAGUGAUGAGCUCAAGUGGGUUGCCACUUGCUGAAGACCCGAUGCCAGAAAUCGGCCACUAUGACUCGAACUCCGAUUUGACCACGAACCCAUCCAUCAUACAGGGUCAUCUUGGCGGUGAGGAUGCAGGCACGACUACCUGGCCAUACACUCCUGAGCCACAGCACGAUGCUUCAAAUCGCCAAAGGACGAAAGACGGCUUGCUUGUCGCCGCUGCUGGAGGAGCCGCUGCUCUUGCUGCAAACUACUCUUCUCGUCAACCCACCGUAGAGGACGAGCGAGAUGUGCACAACGGUGCUAUCAGUGCCGACCGAGAAGCGAUGUCGUUUCGCGAUGAAGGCUAUGCAACAGAUGGUCGCACUCGUUCUGCCGGUGGUAUGACGCCGAAGGCCGAGAUGCAGAAGUAUGGCAAGAAGGAUCUCGAGGAGUAUGAGCGUGCCAUGAAUGCUCACGACAAUGUUGGGGAAGACCCUUUUACUGCUGACAACAAACACACCCGACACUUCAGCGGCAAUUCGGACGGCAUGAACCAUGGUAUGGAGUCACCACUGUAUGACAGUUCGACCGGCAAAGGCAUGGACCGCAUCGAUUCGAAGGACAUUGUUGCAUUGAUGGAUCACCUGACAGUCCGUGAUGCUCAGCGUAAUGCGCGAGAUACCGAGAUUUUGGUCACCCUUGUUCGCAGUGCUGCAGAGAUGCGUAGCUCCUUCGAUGAGAUGAAGCGCUUCAUUCUGGAGCAGGACAAGGCCAUCAUGCAGAACACCGAUCGUGGUGUUGAUCAUACUGUCCAGAAGGUGCUGAGUGGACCACGACCCCAGCCGCUAGGAUCACCUCGCACCCCUCGCCGCCAGGCUACAUCUGAAGAGGACGUUCAAGUCAAACGUAAAGGUGUUCUUCAGCGGGCCCUCAAAGGCUUGACCGGUGGCAAGAGUGCCAAAGACCUUGCUAGAGUUGAGGAUAUGCUGAUGCAGAUCCUGGACAAUGUGGAGGAUCUGAAGUUACAAGGUGGCAGCAGCAGACAAUUGGACCGUUCAUACACCAACGACAGCCUUGACUCUUAUGAGAAGCUGAGAAACGCGCCUGAUUCUGGCUAUGAACCAGAAGGUCAAGCUGGCACUUCUAGCACUCCAAGCCACUCUGGUCACUUCAACACCACGACUCCCCGGGAGAAACAGCAAUUCCACUCUGGGUAUGAUGGUCGUAGAGGGUCUGAGCACAGAGUCAGCACUGUCUUAGAGGACGACGAGGAUGAGCUUGAGCCGCAUGAGACUCAUGUCUUGAACAACCAGUUCGAGAAUAACGAACGCAUGCUGACUCCAACACAAGAGCGUCAUCGCGCACAAGCUGAGGCGGAAGGUACCCCGGAAAAGCAGAAGAAGCACAAGAGCAAUAGCUCUUCUCUGUUUGGCGUACCCAAGAUCUCGCGGUGGUCACGAACUACAGCAUCCUCUGGUGCGCCAGAUCCUGGCACCCUCGACAGCCCGCAGCAGGCACGUCACCCAAGACCGUCAUCAGAGUCGUCGAGGUCGCAGUCGACGUUGGACCAGUAUGACGACGAUGGCUACAGCUAUCGAGAUGUGGAAGGUCUCAAGACCACCAAGAGUUUCGAGGAACAACGUCAAGCUGCGCAUGCAGAAACCCGAAGCGUGCGUAGUCAAGCCAGCAAGCUCACCAGGACCCCAUCUCCUCUCAUUCCUUCAGAGGCAUCAUCUAUACAUCACGACAAUUACUACGAUGAUGAGCAGGCUAGAUCACCUGUGCAAGAAGACGAUGAAGCUGAUCACGAUGAUCCCAAGUACCAUGCUCAUCGCAACUCAAUCCUGCUACAGCACCCUCAGCCUCGGGCUGGGCAGACGCCACGUCACCAGAACGCCUUAGAGACUCAGGCUCACACCUUUGACGAUCCUACAGGCACCAACUCAGACCUUUCCCAGCGCACUGUAAGCGACUUCGAUCCAGCCAUGUGGGGCUCCUCAGGCACAGCUGGUCUUGCACGCCACCGCAUGACGCAGGUGGAACCCAUCAGCCCUGUGAGCAUGAACACUCCAUCAGCCUAUGCCGGACGCUCAGGCCGUAAUGAAGGACCCUUGGUCCCACAGUCGAACCCUGCCGUGCCACCGAAGAUCAAGUACGAGGAGCCAGAACCCGAGGAUGACUGGAAUGACGAGCCGCAAUUCAGCAACAGCGGCUUCAGCAAAGGUGGUUACUACAGCAGCCCGUACGGCUCUGGUCAUCUCCUCGAGCCGAUCGAAGAGGUCCGAUACUCACUUGAGACGGACAGUGGUCACAGAUCGCCUGAACCUCAAAUCGCAUCGGCCAAAGCCGUGGACAUGCGCUCGCCAGCGCGCAAGAUCACCGGCCCCAGACCAAUGGGCAGCAGAAGUCCGAAGCCAAGCAGCAACAACCAAGCUAGACUUGUAGAGAACACGGGCACUGUCCGCCGCAAACCUGUGCCAGGAGCUCAAGGCUCUGUUGAUAGCCUCGACAGCGAGACAUUCUGA